AUGUCGCUCCUACAAGCUGUCAAGUACCAACGAGGCAAGCUGGAGGUCCUUGACCAGCUCCUCUUGCCCCACGAAUUCCACUAUGACACCGUCUCAACUCGCCAAGAGGCGUUCGACAGCAUCGCUACGAUGCGAGUGCGAGGCGCCCCGGCCAUUGCUAUCGUAGCCAGCUUGGGACUCGCUGUUGAACUGCACAACAACCCCGUUUCGGGCACUUCAGAUGAACAAGUCAUUUCUCAGAUUGAUGAAGCAUUGGAUUACCUCAAGCAGAGCAGGCCAACAGCCGUCGAUCUGACCAACGCCAUCACCCAGCUCAAGGCGACAAUUCGAACGGCUGAUGGAAAGGGCAAAGAGGCGAUUGUGCAAGCAUUCAUCGAAGAGGCGGAAAGAAUUUUCGAAAAGGACCUCCAGAGCAACCUUUCGAUCGGAGACUUUGGCGCACAAUGGCUUCAGGCUCAGGCCGGCGCUUCGCCCGAUCAGAAGAUUUCCGUGCUUACACACUGCAACACCGGCGCGCUCGCCACCUCAGGCCAUGGAACAGCACUUGGCAUUAUCCGCACGCUCCAGUCCAAGGGAUACCUCAAGCACGCCUUCUGCACCGAAACUCGACCUUACAACCAAGGCAGCCGAUUGACAGCAUUCGAGCUGGUCCACGAGGGCAUCCCCAGCACCCUUAUUACCGAUUCCAUGGCAGCUGCUCUUUUCAGAACCAAGAAGGCGGAGAACAACAUUGCAGCCGUCAUUGUUGGCGCUGAUCGUGUCGUUCGCAACGGUGACACUGCAAACAAGAUUGGCACUUACCAAUUGUCCGUUCUAGCCAAGCACCACGGCAUCAAGUUUAUCGUUGCUGCUCCAACCACGAGCAUUGAUUUGGAGACAAAGACUGGCGAUGGUAUCAAGAUUGAAGAGCGUAAGAGGGAGGAGCUGACACAAAUCUCCGGCGCAGUUGUUGGGCCAGAUGGUCGUGUAGAUGGUAACAACAAGGUUCGCGUUGCAACGGCUGACCAGCGGAUCGAUGUGUGGAACCCUGCCUUUGAUGUCACUCCUGCAGAGUUCAUCGAUGUCGUCGUGACGGAGAAGGGUGCUGUGGAGAAGGGACCCGAUGGUACCUUUGACUUUAGCAAGAUUUUGCCUAAACGGUGGGCAAAGGUGGUUGGUUAA
Messenger RNA from Trichoderma harzianum CBS 226.95, 1161 nucleotides. RefSeq lists its product as hypothetical. Gene Ontology annotation, molecular function: S-methyl-5-thioribose-1-phosphate isomerase activity. The transcript has a single exon. NCBI's taxonomy places the organism in Eukaryota, Fungi, Ascomycota, Sordariomycetes, Hypocreales, Hypocreaceae. The record is from RefSeq and is a predicted model, not a curated record. Bases 1 to 1161 code for a protein of 386 amino acids.